CGGCGCGGCGAAGCGGCUCGGGGCGCCGUCGCGAUAGGAGCGGGGCUGCCGGGUUGGCGGGGCGUGUGGGCGGGGCCGAUCGCGACAGGAAUGAGGCCUGCGGCCCCGUGAGGGCUGUCGCGACAGGAAUCCCUGGGGGAGCGGUGUGCGCCGGCCUGGUGGCCUAUCGCGACAUAAGGGUCAGCUGCGAGCCGUUGCGGCAGCAGCGGGGUCCUCGUUGGCACUGAGGUGCUUCGGCGGGUAUCGCCGUCACGGCGGGAGUCUUAUCCACGCAGCCGGUCGCGCGCCGUGGCCUCCCGUCGUGGCUAUCGCGACAGCAGCCGGGCCAAUGGAGGCGGACGGAGCCGUGGAUAUGGGCGCGCUGCGGGCGGAGCUGCGGGCGGCGCUGGAGGCCGACGAGAGGCGCGAGAGGGAGAACAGCGCCAAGCUGCGCGCCGUGCGGCAGCGCGUGGGGUCCUACGAGCAGUUCAGGGACAUCGUGCUGGCGUCACACCUGAGGCCUCUGGAGAAGAAGGACAAGAUGGGGAACAAGAGAAACGUGCUGUGGAACCCCUGUGCAGGCCACAGCAGGGGCCAGCAAGCCGCAGAGGUGGAGAUACCACAGGAGCUGGAGCAAUUGCCUGGAACCUCUGCCGAAUUUUACAGAGAUUGGCGCAGGUGCUUAAAAAGUGGAAAAGAAAAAUACCAGCUUUUGCUUAAACUGGAGGGGAAGGCCUUGAGCAGAAUCUUCCAGGCCGAGUUGGGUUUUGGCCUCCUGGGUGAGUUCCUUACCGUGCUGGCAGAGAACGUCUGCCAUGAAGACAGAGAUGCUGUCCUUCAGAUCUUACAGAGCCUUUCCGGCACCAAACGCUUUGGGUUAAACCUGGAUCUUCUGAGCACAUCAGAAAAAGAGAGCACCAGGGAUCUGUUUAAGAAGCUGCAGAGCAUGAGUGGGGGUUGUUGGACCCCUGGCCAUCCCUGUGGCAAAGCAGAGGGGGAAGCCCACCCCGCCGACACCAUCUUGCAGAAGGAAGCCGAGGAAAGGAGAGUGAUUGAGCUGAUGAGAUGCUACCAGGCCAGCUGAAGGAGCAGCAGUGGUUCUGCCAAAUAAAGGUUAGCAGCAGA
This is a messenger RNA of Phasianus colchicus (ring-necked pheasant), 1104 nucleotides long. RefSeq names its product dynein axonemal assembly factor 19 (gene DNAAF19). Gene Ontology annotation, cellular component: outer dynein arm. Gene Ontology annotation, biological process: determination of left/right symmetry; inner dynein arm assembly; epithelial cilium movement involved in extracellular fluid movement. NCBI's taxonomy places the organism in Eukaryota, Metazoa, Chordata, Aves, Galliformes, Phasianidae. The record is from RefSeq and is a predicted model, not a curated record.